AAACAUUCAUUUGUAUUUAGUCGGUAUUUUCAUUCACUUUAGGUUAAAACUAACACAUAAUUUUAUUUUAGCCGCGUUCUGCUGUUGAAAUCAAAUGAUAUCACACGAAUCCAUAGCAAUUAUUUCAGCAAACAACAGCGUCGUCGUCCUAACACCGGGAGGUUCCUUUGGAUUUAGGAAAUAAAAUCCAUUGACGUUUAUAAAGUACUUUUCAAGCACCGCAUCUUCGACGAAACCACUCUACGCAUUGUAUAAAAAAGAAAUGUGACAGUUAAACCAAGGAUACCUGAAAUAAUUUGACCAGACAGCACAAGGACUCGGAUCGUGGUUCCGUGAGUUGGGACACGGAAGCAAAAGGCGGCAAACACAAAACAACUGACACGGAAGCAAAAGGCGGCAAACACAAAACAACUUAAUCCACGAACGAAACAAAAAAUAUUGUUAAAUCGAUACCCUUUAGUAUUUUUUUUAAGGAAUAACAAAAUACCAAUUCCGAUAAAUCUUCAUUGCUUUUCAAAAUCUAAUUAAAUCAAACGUGCAGUUCGGCAAAAGUGGCAACAAUAUUAUUUCUGAUUUCAACCAAUAGGGAUAUUAUUUCAGAAAAAAUCAUAUGACCUAGUUUUCUACAUUCUAUUUAUUGUGGAGUUCAAAUAUGAUGAUUACGGAUUUCCAAGGAAAUCGAGAACAUCAAUUUUUACAUUUUUUUUCAAGUUGUUUUGUGACGUAAGGAGCCAGAUAUUUUCGCUUACGCAAGCAUAAGCAUCGCUAGUUGUUACCAGCUAAAUCUAAAAAUAAUAACAAGAACCACCGCCCAAAUAAAUUUGCGAAUCACAUGAUGGCAGUAUUGGGUGACUUGACACAUUUACAUCAGAAUUUUUUCCCAUGAUGGCCGAAGCACCUGAUACUGGUUUCAUUUUAAAAUUUUGAAAGCACCCGCGUGAAUCAGGAUUAUUUAAAACAACGAAAUAUCUAUUAUUUUAAAAUAUAUUCAUUUAAAUCUGACGUAGAAAGAAACGAUUUGAUCAAGCAAAUACAUGCACAUGCUACACUUUGGACAGUUAAAAAAUGUUGCAAUGCAUAUAACUACCAUAUACUUGAACUAAUUUAAGCUUAAUUAAAAUUAAUGUUAGGGUUUUCAAAUUACUUGCAUUGAUUAAAAAAAUCCAUUUUUUGUAAAGGAUUGAUAUUGGAGACGAAUGAAAAGUUGCUAUCCCAUCACGCUUUAAGCCUUUAACACAAAUAAUCAAAACAAAACACGCUUUAACACGACGAGUUGUUAUUUCUUGAUGUCGACCCAACAAGGCCAACUAGAUUUUAAAUUCACUGAAAUCAUCUUUAAAUAUAGAAUUCUUAGACAAAAAGAUGGAAGGCUAGCCCUGGUGAUCAAAAUAAAUUAACAGAUUGAAAUAGAAUAGAGAACUGAGUAAGAUAGGCAUAACGGGGACAUUUCGUUUUUUUUUUCUUUUUUUUUAAAUUGGGUUUAUCAUUUUGGUUACUAAUUCAUUAGCUCAUUCUUCACCAGCAAGGUUAUUGGAAUCAAUAUGUUAACAGAAUCCGUAAUUAUCUCGAGACCGAUCCGACUGGUACGACCUUAAGACUCCUCCCAUUGUAGCCGACUAUAUAAUAAUGUCGCAAUUCGCUAGAUUUUCAUUCUAGGAAGUGACAACCGAGCAUCAAAGAUCAAAAUGAAGUGCUUUCUCUUUUUUGUCUUGGUCCUGGGUGUCCUUACUAGUUCGAUCAAGGGGUCCACUACCGAAGGUAAGGCAACGCAUCAUGAGGCUGAAAACGGAGCCAAAAAAUUGGACGAUGUUACCUCAGCUGUGAAGUCUGCAGCCAAUUCGACUAAGACUGAAUCAGUAAUAUUAGCUACAAUCGUCCCAGUCCGCAAAGAACGAGAGGUCACUGCUGCCCCGCAUACUACCCCAAAGGCUGUGACCAGGAAGUCCCGUGAAGCCUCUGCUGCCCCGCAUACUACCCCAAAGGCUGUGACCAGGAAGUCCCGUGAAGCCUCUGCUGCCCCGCAUACUACCCCAAAGGCUGUGACCAGGAAGUCCCGUGAAGCCUCUGCUGCCCCGCAUACUACCCCAAAGGCUGUGACCAGGAAGUCCCGUGAAGCCACUGCUGCACCGCAUACUACCCCAAAGGCUGUGACCAGGAAGUCCCGUGAAGCCACUGCUGCACCACACGCAACUACCGCUAAGACUACCGUAAAACAUUAACUACAUAAACGAAUUUUCACGAAAGUUCACGGUGACUUUUAGAUGAAUUAUUUUAAUUAACUGAGGUAUGUUAAUGAUACGAAACAAAUGGUGACAGUUCUUCUAUAAAUUUAUCUAGUUGGGUUCGCAUGUUUUAAAAGAAAAAAUACAAAGAAAAUAUGUGACUA
Molecule: messenger RNA, 2386 nt
Organism: Daphnia pulex (common water flea)
Lineage: Eukaryota; Metazoa; Arthropoda; Branchiopoda; Diplostraca; Daphniidae
Product: testis-specific gene A8 protein-like
Exons: 2
Coding region: 1686-2219 (177 amino acids)
Source: RefSeq, a predicted model, not a curated record